This is a messenger RNA of Prosopis cineraria, 4283 nucleotides long. RefSeq names its product putative disease resistance protein At3g14460. Gene Ontology annotation, biological process: defense response to other organism. Lineage: Eukaryota; Viridiplantae; Streptophyta; Magnoliopsida; Fabales; Fabaceae. Gene Ontology annotation, molecular function: ADP binding. The coding region runs from base 534 to 3665 and encodes 1043 amino acids. The transcript has 2 exons. The record is from RefSeq and is a predicted model, not a curated record.
AGUCGAUACUUUUUCUCCUUUCUUUCUUUCAAAAUCUGAGUCGUUACUGGUUGUUGAUCGUUGGUCAAGCAAUAAAACAGUGACACACAUUUUUAAAACUUCUAUUAUGGACAAGCGAGCUUUCUUCAAUUCUUCUACCUCUUGAACUGCAAGAGUUUUGGCACAAAAUUUUCAUUUUAUGUUGUGUUGAUAGUCUCUUAUUAUCUUCAGUUCACUGCUUAGUUUACUAGGAGCAAAAGAACCAUGCCUAUGGAGCUUGUGGCGGAGCUCUUCUGGAUGCUCUAUUCGGUGUUUUGUUCAAUAGACUCGCUUCUCCGGAAGUCGUUGCUUUCUUCAAGAGCAGGAAGCUCAAUGACAAGUUGCUCAAGAGGUUGAAGAUAAAGCUGCUGUCCGUGAGAGGAGUGCUCGACGACGCCGAAGGGAAGCAGAUAAGAAAUUCUGCGGUGAAAGAUUGGCUUGAAGAGCUCAAAGAUGCUGCGUUUGAUGCCGAUGAUCUGUUGGAUGAUAUCGAGACGGAGGCGAAGUUGGGACCAAUGAACGAGGCACUGAAUUUCUCGUUGGCUUCAUCGAAUUCGUAUGAGAAAGACAUUGAAGAUAUAAUUGAGAGGUUAGAAUGUCUUAUUGAAGAAAAAGAUGUUCUUCGUUUGCAAGUGGGAAUAUGUUUUAGAUGGUCACCGAAAACGCCCACAACUUCUCUGGUGGAAGAAUCUGAAGCCUACGGUAGGGAUGGUGAUAGGGAGGCCAUUGUUGAAUUGUUGUUGUCUGGAAAUUCCAGUGAUGAGAAAAUAAGGGUUAUUCCCAUUGUAGGUAUGGGCGGAGUUGGGAAAUCAACGUUGGCCCAACUGGUAUACAAUGAUGAGCGAGUGAAAACGGUGUUUGAGCUAAAGGCAUGGGUGUGCGUUUCUGAAGAAUUUGAUGUUGUUAGGGUUACAAAGUUAAUUUUGGAGGCCAUUGGUUUAGGUGGUCAUGGUACCAAUGAUUUGAAUUCGCUUCAAUUAAAAUUGAAAGAGAUGCUUUAUGGGAGAAAGUUUUUGAUUGUUCUUGACGAUGUUUGGAAUGAGAAUUAUGAUGAAUGGUGUCAUUUGAAGAGGCCUUUUCAAUAUGGAGCUCAAGCCAGUAGAAUUGUAGUGACCACACGGAGCCAGCGUGUUGCAUCAAUCAUGCAAACUGUUGAAUCAUAUAAGCUUAAGUACUUGUCUGAUGAAGAUUGCUGGAACUUGUUUGCAAAACAUGCGUAUGGUUAUAAAAAUUCAAGUACAAAUCCCAGUAUUGAUAAGAUUGGAAGAAAAAUUGUGAAGAAGUGCAAAGGACUGCCUUUAGCUGCAAAAACUCUUGGAGGCCUUCUGCGAUCAACUUCUGACUGUAAAGAAUGGGAAAAUAUAUCAAGGAGUGACAUAUGGGAUUUAACAGAGACGGAAAGCAAUAUUCUUCCUGCUUUGCUGUUAAGUUAUCACUAUCUCCCUUCACAUCUGAAGAGAUGCUUUGCUUACUGCUCUAUAUUUUCAAAGGGUUAUAAAUUUGAGAAGGAGGAGUUGAUUUUGCUUUGGAUGGCUGAAAAUUUACUUCAGAUUCCUCUGAAAGGCGAGAGAAUUGAAGACAUUGGAGAUAAGUAUUUUCUUGAGUUAGUAUCAAGAUCAUUUUUUCAACAAUCAGGAUCUGCUGGACAACAUUUUGUAAUGCAUGAUCUUGUAAAUGACUUGGCUCAUUUUGUGUCUGGCAGAUUUUGUGUUAGGCUAGAGGAUGACAACUCAGAUAUAAAUGUUGACAGAAGAAUGCGCUAUUUAUCAUUUCACGCUGCUCAUGGGUUUGUGAAUUUUGAAGCUAUUGACAGAAACAAUCGAUUGCGCACCUUGCUCACUCAAGGCAACGCUUUUCAUGAUCAUAAAUUGCAAGAUGAUACAAUUUCAAAACUAAUAUGCCUAAGAGUGUUAUCAUUCUCAUUCUUGAGUAUCUUGGAGGAGUUGCCUGAAUCAAUUGGCUUACUACGGCAUCUUCGUUAUUUAAAAGUAUCUGGAACAAGAAUUAAAAGGUUUCCUGAUUCUAUUUGCAGUUUAUACAAUUUGCAGACAUUGAAGGCGACAUGGUGCAUUAAUCUUGCUGAGCUACCUCAAGAUAUGCAUAAUCUGGUUAAUUUGCGGCACCUGCAUAUUGGAUAUACUCAAAUAAAAGAGAUGCCACCGCACAUGAGUAAAUUAAGAAGCCUCCAACAUUUAAGUCACUUUAUAGUUGGGAAAGAUUAUGGUUGUUCAGUCGGUGAGCUGGGACAACUCCCCAAUAUACGAGGUUCUUUCUCGAUAAAAAAUUUGAAACAUGUUGUUCAUCCCAAGGAGGCUAUGGAGGCUAGGUUAUGUGACAAGAAAUAUCUGACACAGCUGGAUCUGAAUUGGGGUCAUGAUACUGAUACAGAUGACUCACAGCAUGAGAAGUAUGUACUUGAUCAUCUACAACCCCACGCAGGGAACCUUAAUGAGCUCUCGAUACGUAACUAUACAGGUACUGAAUUUCCAAAUUGGUUGGGAGACUUUGCAUUCUGUAACCUAUCAUCUGUAAGCCUUGAAAAUUGUAAGUAUUGUUAUGUAUUGCCUCCACUUGGGAACCUUCCCUGUCUAAAACGGCUUGAAAUUUCAAAUUUCAAGAUGCUGCAGAGUGUCGGAAGAGAAUUUUAUGGGAAAUUUUCUUGUGGUGUGAAUGCCAUCCAGUCUUUUGCUUCACUAGAAGUUUUGAAAUUUUACCAUAUGCAAGCAUGGGAGAGAUGGAGUCACCCAGAUGACAAGGCAAGCUGCAUAGCUUUUCCUUGUCUUAGACAAGUUGUUAUCUGUGACUGUCCUAGACUGAUUGGUGAUUUGCCAAAAGCCCUUCCAUGCUUAACGCAGCUUAAAAUUCAAGACUCUGGGAAAUUUUUUUCUUCACUCCCCUGUACUCAGGUGAUAAAUGAAUUACUCAUUCUUGGCUGCUCCAACCCAGAAUUCCCAGUAUUAGUUGGUGUAAACCAAUGCUAUCAGUUACUUGAAUUGUUGGAAAUAAGAUGUUGUCACUCGCUCAAGUCUUUUCCAUUGGAUCUCUUUCCCAAUCUUAAAUCUCUCAGAAUUUCAUAUUGUGAGAAUCUAGAAUCACUUGCUAUUUCAGCCGAAGACGGACAAGGAAACCUAGAGGAAAGGCCCCAAAAUCUCAUAGCUCUUCAGUCCUUGUCCAUUUAUGGGUGUCCAAAUUUGCUCUCUUUUCCCAGUGGAGGUUUGCCAGCCCCAAAUCUCACUUCUUUAAGCAUUGAAUUCUGUCCAAAAUUGAAGUCCCUCCCUGAAAGAAUGCAUUGCCUCCUUCCAAGUUUGGAAGCUCUUACAAUAUGGGACUGUCCAGAUAUGAAUUUAUGUCCAGAUGGUGGUUUACCCUCUAGUUUGAAAUCCCUGGAGUUCUCUGAUUCGGAUAAUCUUGUUGCCAAUGGAAUGAACCUGCACAGGCAAUCUCCUUCUGGGCUCACACUCUUUACCAUCCACACUGCUUUUCAAGACGCAGAAUCAUAUCCACCAGAAGGAGUGCUACCAGGUACUCUUACUGGACUAAACAUCAGCAAUUCGCCUAGGCUCAAAACUCUGAACACCAAGGGGCUGGAACAUCUGAACUCUCUCAGACAAUUGGAUAUCUAUAGAUGUCCUAAGCUGGAUCAAUAACAGAAGAUGGAAAGAUGCCUCCUUCUCUCACUGAACUCAGCAUCAACGGUUCUCCUUUGCUUGAACAUCAUUUUGAGAAGGACAUUGGAAAAUACUGGCCCAUGAUUUGUCACAUUCCAACCGUUAAAGUCAAUGGCAGAUAUCUCAAAUUUGAAGGUCGGCAAGAAUUGUAAAUAUAAGUGGUUCCUGCGGAACACGAGAACUCAACUCAAAAUGAGCAAUGGUCUUUCAGAACUUGCCUGGCAAGAUCAAGAGCUCCACUCUUCUUGUAGAUUAAAUGCAGAUUGUGAGCUGCUUCUCUGCGAAGGUCACAAUAACCAGGUUGAUGGUUCUCCACGGCAUCGGGAUUCCCAUCCGGAAGCUUCGGAAUGGGAUAGUCUUUCACACGAAUAGCAAGAACUUUCUCAUAAUAUAAAGCUGCCAGAGUUACCAUACCCACGUGAUGGUAUGCUCGUGCUAUGUUGUAUAAGGAUUCCUGUAGAAGUUUAGAACAGCUUGCUUGCUUCAGUUUCACUAUAGUUGAACCAACAUGUAACAGUUGGGGGAAAAGAGACUAAUGACAGCAAUCAACCUGCUUAAGUUUACAACCUUACAUUAAUGGAGAUUAUUCACCAGUUA